ACCUCCCGGAGCCUAGCGGGAAUGAGGCGGAAGGGAAGGAGGUCGAGGGAAGGGUGCUGGGUGCUGCGGUGCGGACUGAGCAGGGAAAGGGAAGGAUUCUGCCCAGGAGUGCUUAGCCUGUGCGUCUCCAACAGGGGCUUCUGUCUCAGAACUCAGUGAAGAAUCUCAAUAGGGGUUCCACUAUGGGACCCUUAGACUGGGGCUCUCUGAGUGCCUUUGGAUCUCUAGUUUCUCAGAAGGGGCUUUCCAGUGCUGAAUCCCCCAAGUAUACUUUUUUGUUUUUGUUUUUAAUUUUUUUCCCAAGCAGUAGUAGCAGCCCCUCUAACACAGACCAAGUAGCCCUCAUAAUAGGGAGGGAUGGGACCCUAUGGUGCCUCCCGACCAGGCUGUGUCCCAGUCGCGUGGCGCUGUGGGAUGGUUAUUGACAGUAGGGGCGGCUGUUGGGAUGGUUAUUGACAGUAGGGGCGGCUGUGUUGGGAUGGUUAUUGACAGUAGGGGCGGUCCCCUCUCCGGAAUCAGCGGAGGCGGAAACUUGACUCUUCGGACUUGGGAGUGGCUCUCUCCUUGCCUGGUGCUUAAAAACUUCAGCCGCAGGGCUCCAGAUCUGUUAGCUGCAUCCCACCUUCUUUCCCGGUCAAUCUGUGUGGACAUCAGCUCCUUCUUUGGCAUACUGAUGGCAGCAGAGCACCUGAGUAAACUGGAGGUGGCCAUUGAUACUGUGAUCAAUACGUUCUUCAACUUUGCAAAUGGGAAAGGACGCAAAGACAGCCUGACCAUCAAUGAAUUUAAGGAACUGGCCACUCAGCAAUUGCCUCAUUUGCUCAAGAACAUGGGCUCUCUGGAUGAAAAGAUGAAGACCUUGGUUGUGAAUCAGGACUCAGAGCUGCAGUUCAAUGCGUACUGGAAACUGAUUGGGGAGCUGGCACAGGAGAUCAGCAAGGAGAAGGCCCUGAAGAAGUAAAGCCUGCUGUGGGGAUGGAUGGGGGCCAGCAGGGCCUGCUGGGCAGAGCAAGGCAGCACUCCACCCCCACCCUGCCCCCAAUAAAGCUUCCUCCUUGAAA
Molecule: messenger RNA, 1061 nt
Organism: Mus pahari (shrew mouse)
Lineage: Eukaryota; Metazoa; Chordata; Mammalia; Rodentia; Muridae
Gene: S100a13
Product: S100 calcium binding protein A13
Exons: 3
Coding region: 368-961 (197 amino acids)
Biological process (GO): positive regulation of canonical NF-kappaB signal transduction; positive regulation of cell population proliferation
Cellular component (GO): perinuclear region of cytoplasm
Molecular function (GO): RAGE receptor binding
Source: RefSeq, a predicted model, not a curated record